AAUUAUACAGCGUCGUUCCUGCAGGUUUCCAUACUUUAUAAUUCAAGAGGAGUCGCAUUAGUUGAAUGCUUGCAUUUGGUACAGGAUUGAAGUCAUUCAAGAUUUAAGCUUAACCAAGAUUAACUCAGUAUUUUGUGGAGAUGUGAUGGAAAUUUCAAGAAAGUGAUCUGGGAUGGAAUAUUUUUUGACUGAGGCAGUGCAUUGAGUCUCUUGGAUAUAUUUAUAGCUAGUGCAUCUUAAUCGUCUGUCACAUUGUGCAGCACCAAAAAAAAAAGGGGGAGAAAGAUUCUGAUAGGAUAACUGAGUGAUGAGCUCUCCCCGAAGAUAAACUGUUGCUAUAGAGAUGAACUGGUUUCCAUGCCGACAUAUACAGUUUUGUCCUCUGACAACCAGCGUAUGGUCAUCUUGUGAUAGAGUAGGAGCAUGUUUGAAUUUUGAUUUAGAUUUUUACAUUGAUUUAAUUAUUGUAAUUGAUGUUUUACACAGAGCAACUUAAAAGCGAGUUAGGGACCUUUUAUCAAGUUUGGCUGACUGUUCAAAUCUACAAUAGAUUGGUGGGAAUAAUUCUAUAAAGUUAAAGAUAACAUUUAUAGCAUAAAUAGAUGAAUUGUCAGUUGAAUAUUUCCUCUAUUGUAGUAUUUACUUUGAUUCAAAAGGACAUGUACAAUAAUAUGCAUUGUUGUUUUUUUCAUUGUUAUUUCAUGUCAUAUACAUUAUGAUAAUAAUAAUGCUUUAUUUAGAGAAGGUAGCCCGAUUAGUACAUAGUUCUAUUCUUCCACAGGGCCUUCUGAAAUACUAACAAUUAAUGUUCAAUGUGUUACUAUGAGUUUAGGAAAACAAGAUUCAUCUAAAUCUCUUUGAGAACUAAUACCCAUUUUGGAAUAAUUGGGAAAUUAGCUGAGAAUAUCUCCCUCCUUAAAAAUUUUUUUUUAAAAACCCACCCUAACGUUGUUUUAUUUUAGUAGGCUUUUCUUUAAUUUCAAGAUGUGAAAUGGGAAAGUACAGACAAUCAUAUUAUGGCUUUAUUAUUAAGUCCAACAUUAAUGUUCGUACUGGUAGUGUUGUGUGAGGAAAUUCUGUAUCCAGCCCGUUCCAUUACACUGUGUUAUGCCUUCCAGAUGGUGUAUACACUGUACUGCUCAAAUGGAGACUGACUCAACAUGGGGUCGACAUCUCCAUAUGUAUUCAUUACAAAUGUAUCUCCCAGUCUGCUAAUGCAAAAAUUGCUAUAGCACAUGGCUUUCUCUAAUGCUAAUUGUAGGUGAAUUAACUAGGUAUAUAUGGUUAUGAACCAGUGACAUAAAGCAAAAAAAAAUGGGGGGGGGGUAUGUUUUAUUUUUAGAAUUUACACGUGUAGAAAGGUAGGGGUGGGGGUGUUCUCCUGUACUAUCGUCAUAGUUUGUAUCACACAGGAUGUAUUUCAAUCCACCAACCAUUUGGUAUCCAUUAAGAUAUUUGCAUGAGAUAUUUUUUAAGCUAAAGUUGAUUAAUAUUGGUGGUUAAUUGGUACACUUUUGAUGAUGUUACUAUUUAUUUUCAUCUUGAGAUGAUAUUGGAAAGCGUAGAAGUGAAGCAUUUGGCUAACAUGACAUUUCAAACUGGGGCAAUAAAGGGGGCACAGAUUGAUUUCUUUAAUGUGCUUAUGAAGUAGAAGUUGUAUUACAUGGGCAAUGAUGGUACCGAUUGAUUCAAGACUUCUACAAGUAGCCUUAGGACAUCUUACGAUUGUGUAAGGAGGUUAACAAUCUUAUUUGUAGUUAUGGGGUGGAGGAAGAAAUUUGGAGUAAAAAUGGUAUCAGAAUCAAUACCUGUAUUUGCUAAAGGUCUAGACAAGCUUGUAAUAGCUGAUUUUACAAUCACUAAUUGUUAUCAUGUGCUGCACAGCUUCAUUACUGUAAACAGGAGUAUGGUGUAAUGCUCACUCUGGUCACCUGGUGUCUAUAGGGCUGCAUACAGAUGUGCAGAUAUUUGGGAGUUGGUGAGGCAAAACCACAAAUGUCACGGUCCUACUAGGAAAACGAGUUGUUAAUUCUUUCUUGGAGGAAGAGUACUGAGAUGCAUGUUCAGAUAAAUGUCUGUUGUAGCUGACUGUGUGGUGAGAUCGGUAUUCAGAGCGACAUUCAUAGAGCACUGCAUCCUGCACAGACUGUUGAGACCAACUGUCAGCUACUAUACGAUGCACAUUCUGAAGGAAGAAGUGGUGAUGAAACCGAUAACUUGGCUGCAGGACCUUUACACAUAGAGAAAAACGACUUGUACUGUGUAACAGUGAUAUAUGUGUGGAGACUUACUAGCAUUGUGUAAGGAGGAGAGACUGUGUUGUCUGAAGUUUUGUGUCGGUGCCUUAAAACCUGCAUUGCUCAACCACCACUCUGCUUUUCUUAUGCCCCCCGCUGCAGUUGUGUUGAUGAUGACCAUGGAGACUAAAAGUUUUUUCAUCUGAUGGCUUCGUCUGGCUUCAGAUCUCUCUGUUGUUGCUUUUGUGGAUCUAAAAGGAAAUUCCAAAAACUACAGACUUUUGAAUCUGGUGAAGAAACUGAAUCUCUGCCUUUGAAAACUGUUCAGACGGAACAGCCAAAGUGUGCACAGCCUACGACUCCCGUCUCAGUGAAGGAAGACAGUCCCGCCCCUGUGUCAGAAAGGGAGGUGAGUAUCGUCUCACCCGUGGCAGAGAAAGAGGACACUGCUCCCAUCGCCCCAGAGGAGGAGAGUCUAUUGUUAGAGUUUGAAGGUGAGGGCAUAUCACAAACUCGGAGUAGCACCUGUACGCCCUCCCUACCUAGGGAAGCAAAAUCGGAAGUAAAAAAGGACAAUACACCAGAUUUGAUACGACAACUGAACACCGAGACUACAUUUGUUGAUAGAGAAGUGAAAUCUGACAGUACACCAGUUAUAAAUAGGCAACCCAAGCCAAUUCCAAGUCUGCUGAUUCGUAGUAAAGGUCCAGAUACACAAUUAGAAGCUGCUAUUACUCAAGAAAACGUUAAAUCGUUAGCUAAUUCAAGUGGUCCCAAUAGUGGGGAGGAAACUAAAGUGCAAGAGCUAUUCACAGAUAAAGGGGAAGUAACUGGAGAGUCUGAGAGUGAAGAACAGAAUAGCCCGUGUGUCGACAAAGUCAAGCUUCUAGAAGUUCUCAACCUUAAAUUGACAAAUAUCAUGGAAAGAGCAGAUAAUUUAGUGGUGGAGCAAGUAUCUGUCAAUAUGGCUGCAAAAUCUGAACAUGUUGCUCCCAACACAGAAGUGAUUUCCUCUCUGGUGGAGCAGUUGGAGGCACCUGCUGAAAGGGAUGCCUCUCCGGAAUCAGAUGGCUCCAUGCACGGUAGUUCAGGAUCGGAGGCAUUGGAGGAAGCCCUGAAGGAUGCUGGGGUUGUAAAUGGACAAAAGCAUGAGAACAAAGGGGGAGACAAACAGGAGAAGGGAGAAAAGAAGGAGGAAAAAAUAGGGAAAAAUAAAAAGAAAGAGGACAAAACCAUUGAUCACAUAUUGAGAGCAUUGAGCAGUUUAGAAACCACAGAAGAAAAACUUGCAGCUCUGUGUAAAAAAUAUGCCGAUUUACACGAAGAUCACCGUGUUCUACAGAGCACGCAUAAACAACACCAGAGGAAGUUAGCCAUGGUAACAAGAGAGAAGGACCAGCUCCAGACAGAACACACUAAGGCAGUGAUGGCUAAAAGUAAGCUGGAGGGACUCUGUCGAGAAUUACAGAAACAUAACCAGGUCAUCAGGCAAGAGAGUUUACAAAGAGCCAGAGAAGAGGAUGAAAAAAGGAAGGAGAUAUCCAGCAAAUUCCAGACCACCAUCACUGAGAUUCAGCAACAGAUGACCGAUCACCAUGACAGAAACCUCAAGCUGCGGGAAGAAAACCAGGAACUGGCGGGCAAACUGAAAAAGUUCAUCGAGCAGUAUGAAGUCAGGGAGAAGCAAGUGGAGAAGGUGAUGCAGCACAGAGAACUGGAGCAAAAGUUAGCCGACGCCAAGUUAGAGCAAGCCAAUGCUUACCUUGCCGAGGAGCAGGAAAGGAGCAGAAAGGAGCAUGCUGUGGCUGCUGAAAGUGCCAAGCGUGCUGCUUUGUUAGAAACACAGUUAGCCAUGUAUAAAGAAAGGUACGAGGAGUUCCAGUCCACCAUCAACAGGAGUAAUGAUAUGUUCCAGAAGUUUAAAACAGAGAUGGAAAAGAUGACAAAAAGAAUUAAAAAAUUGGAGAAAGAUGGUGCUGCCUGGAAGAAUAAAUGGGAAAAUGCCAACAAAGCUUUACUGGAAAUGGCUGAGGAGAAAACACUGUAUGACAGGGAGAAACCACUGCUCCUUAGUAAGAUCCAGAAACUCGAGUCAUUGUGCAGAGCUAUGCAAGCUGAGAGACUUGGGAGAAAGGCGGCUGAAGCCAGUAACAUAGAUAUAUCAAAAAUAGACGAAGAGUUACCGAAAGUUUUGUCCACCUCCUCAGCUCUCCCCAAAUCCUCACCACUCAACACUAAACCAGAGGCUGGCAAUGACCCUCCCACUGCAUCAGAACCUGAGGGAAAAUCCCACCCCCCAGAGCCCAGCGGGCAGGGACAGACAAAUGAUGGUGCCAAUGCUGAUCCCACAGAUGAAAGCCAGUCUUCAGACAAAUCCGAGGAAACUCCAGCCGAGUCAAACUUAGAGAGUCAACCUAAUGCCUUAACAACUGAAACAUAGCAAAAAUGAGGACUUCUCUUGAGUUUCGAUGCAUUUUCAUUUUCGCAAACCAUGUUGUAAAAUAUGUUUCCACCAAGGACAGCUUUGAAUUUAUUUGGUUGUUUUUAGUAUGCAAGAUGAGCAAAGAUGUUUUAGAGCAAUAUUUAAAACUGAAUUAUUAAAAGUUUAUUGGAGAAUAAA
Messenger RNA from Ostrea edulis (European flat oyster), 4857 nucleotides. RefSeq names its product alpha-taxilin-like. The record is from RefSeq and is a predicted model, not a curated record. Gene Ontology annotation, molecular function: syntaxin binding. Lineage: Eukaryota; Metazoa; Mollusca; Bivalvia; Ostreida; Ostreidae. The transcript is spliced from 13 exons. Bases 2443 to 4677 code for a protein of 744 amino acids.